AGAAAACGCAUCUAACCACGUACUUGGCUGCUCUAAGAGUGGUCUGAGGCAAUCAUUAAAUAAGAAGCUUUUUCAACACCAACUUUAGUAAUGAUGCUUUUGGGAAACAGCUGGGAGAUCGAUGAAGGGUUCUAACGAUGAACGUGUCCUUAAGAUGCAUUUGGGAAACUGGUCCCUGAUCUCUCUGUUAUCUGAAAGAGACAAUUCUAACAGUUUCUAUGACUUACUACUGUUUUCUACUUCCUGUAAAUCAGUUAAAUGCCCCCCUCUCCCUCCCAUCAGCAUGCCCCGGGUGUACCUCGUAUCCUGGUCGGCAACCGGCUCCACCUGGCGUUCAAGCGGCAGGUUCCUACGGAGCAGGCCCGGGCGUACGCUGAGAAGAACGGCAUGACCUUCUUCGAGGUCAGCCCGCUCUGCAACUUCAACGUCAUCGAGUCGUUCACAGAGCUGUCUCGCAUCGUACUGAUGAGGCACGGCAUGGAGAAGUUCUGGAAGCCCAACAGAGUCUUCACUCUCCAGGACCUGUGCUGCAGAGCGAUUGUCUCCUGCACGCCCGUCCACCUGAUUGACAAGCUGCCGUUGCCCGGGCGAUAAAUCCACCUCAAGUCCUUCUCUAUGGCCAAUGGGAUGAACGCGGUGAUGAUGCACGGACGGUCCUAUUCGCUGGCCAACGCGGGGGGCGGGUCUAAAGGGAACAGUCUGAAGCGUUCUAAAUCCAUCAAACCCCCCCAGAGCCCCCCACAGAACUGCACACGCAACAACUGUAAAAUCUCCUAGUGAUAGACCCUGUCUGGGGGAGGGGGAGACUGACCCCCUAAACACACUGAAACAGACCCCCUCCCUUCCACUGAGGGGACAGACAAGCUGAGGAGAGGAUGUGUGGAGAGAACCCUGAAGGGAGGAGAUACCCUGAAACAGACCUAGCCCUUACCCCAUACCCUCACCCUGGGGGUGGUGAAACCUAGGAGGAGGAGGAGGGAGGUGUGUGUACACAGACUUGAGGAGACCCGACCAGACAUUUCUGGUCAACCCUCGUCCAUAGGAGGGGUUGUGCUGGAGUAGUAAUACACCCAGAAUACAUCCACACCCAGAAUACAUCCACAC
Messenger RNA from Salvelinus sp. IW2-2015, 1104 nucleotides. Its product is annotated as ras-related protein Rab-40C-like. Gene Ontology annotation, cellular component: synaptic vesicle; plasma membrane; endosome. NCBI's taxonomy places the organism in Eukaryota, Metazoa, Chordata, Actinopteri, Salmoniformes, Salmonidae. Gene Ontology annotation, biological process: intracellular signal transduction; protein localization to plasma membrane. The record is from RefSeq and is a predicted model, not a curated record. Gene Ontology annotation, molecular function: GTP binding; GTPase activity.